Molecule: messenger RNA, 632 nt
Organism: Oncorhynchus masou masou (cherry salmon)
Lineage: Eukaryota; Metazoa; Chordata; Actinopteri; Salmoniformes; Salmonidae
Product: serine/threonine-protein kinase DCLK1-like
Exons: 7
Biological process (GO): protein phosphorylation
Molecular function (GO): ATP binding; protein kinase activity
Source: RefSeq, a predicted model, not a curated record
GUGUAUGAGCAUGUUGAUGGCAGUAAGAGUCUGAAGUUGGGGGACUUUGGUCUGGCCACCGUAGUAGAUGGACCCCUCUACACUGUCUGUGGAACACCCACAUAUGUAGCACCAGAGAUCAUCGCAGAGACAGGGUAUGGCAUUAAGGUAGAUAUCUGGGCAGCAGGAGUUAUAAACUACAUCUUGCUGUGUGGCUUCCCUCCCUUCCGAGGUAGCAGUGAUGACCAGGAAGUGUUAUUUGACCAGAUCCUGAUGGGACAGCUGGAGUUCCCUCUCCCCUACUGGGACAAUGUGUCGGAGACUGCCAAGGAUCUGAUCAGGUCCAUGCUGGAGGUGGAGGUGGAUCAGAGAUACACAGCAGAACAGGUUCUGGACCACCCAUGGAUACAUGAUGAUGGUGUGUCGGAGAAUGAACAGGAGCUGUCAGUAGCAGGGAAGAUAAAGAAACACUUCAACACCAGCCCUAUAACUAACGACACCACCUCCGGAGUGUCAGUCAUCACGUUGGACCACAGCUUCUCCAUGCAGCGCUCUGGGUCGUUGGACUUCCACCAGCACCCGGCUAUGUACUGGAUAAGGCCACCGCUCUUGAUAAGGAGGGGCAGGUUCUCAGACGAAGAUGCAACCAGGAU